UGCAGCACAGGAGAAAAGCGAGCGGAGGAGACGACAGUGGCUGGCUGCCAUUAACCGAUCAAAUUUAGGACAACUUGACUGUAUCCGGAUUUGUUCUGAUCACUUUGUGACAGCUCAUCAACUCGCUAAUUUCUCCAUCUCAAGAAGAAAAUGUGCAAACUCCAAGCACAAGUUCCUCUGCUGGCAUUGAGGAAGAGCCUCUGUCGUCCACUGCUGAUUUUUCAUCACAAGUUAAUUUCAAGCCAGCCAGGACAAGGGUCUACAAGCAAAGUAAAGGUUUGACAGCCAAGCCACGAGUGAGAGAUGUUGCGAUUCAAACACGACAAUCCUCCCUGAAAGAGUCAUUGGAUCGGAGUUCUGUAGCAGUCCAUGACUGUUGCAAUGAAAGUGAUAUUGAAGAUGAAAUUUUAUUAGAUGAUCCAACAAUUGAUCCUGAUUAUCAACCAAGCACAGAUGAUGAUCAUGAAGAUAUAGACGAGAUGGAUAUAGGACCAAGUAGCACUGGAGAAAAGUUUUAUCUAGUCAGCGAAAGUAAUUUAUUGUCCUUAUUCAAACAGUGCCCUAUGUGCCUCACAGAAUCUGAACAAUCUAUAAGUGUAAAUGGUACCGCCAUUACAGUGAGGCAAGACUGUCAAUCUGUUUUUUGUGGGUACAGAUGAACUUGGUCCAGCCAGCCGUCCAUUGGAAAUGUCAAAGCCGGUAACAUCACCCUUAGCGCUGCAUUACUUUUUGCUGGACUUUCACCUUCCAAGGCACUGAGGUUUUUGAACCACAUGAAUGUCCAGAAUAUUUCUUACGACACAUAUAUGAAACACCAGUCGAAGUAUCUCGUACUUGCUGUCAAUGAUGUGAUGAUGAAAGAGCAUGAAGAGAUUGUCGAAGAAAUAAAAAAGAAGAAUGGUGAAAUUAUUGCGAUGGGUGAUGGUCGAGCAGACAGUCCUGGGCAUUCAGCAAAAUAUGGAACCUAUACAAUAAUCGAAAAGUCAACACGCAAAAUUGUUGCAUCACAGUUAGUACAGUCAAACGAAGCUGGAUCGAGCACGGCAAUGGAGAAGGAAGGCCUCACCCGAGCAUUAGCCCAAUUAGAAGAAGAGGGUGUCGCAGUCAAGGAACUUGUAACUGAUAGACAUGUGUCUAUAAGAAAGAUGAUGAGAGAUCACCAUCCAACUAUUAGACACAGUGUUGACAUAUGGCACAUCGAUAAAGGAAUGGGCAAAAAGCUGACAGCACUUGGAAAGGAGAGAGGGUGUGACUUGGUUAAAAAAUGGAAGCCAGCCAUUUCCAAGCAUCUAUACUGGUGUGUCAACAAGGGUAAGGGGGACCCUGAUGUCUCAGUGGCAGCAUGGAAGGCUUUGGAAAACCAUGUGAUAAACAUCCACACCCAUGAUGAUCCAAAGUUUGACAAAUGUCUCCAUGGGGAGAUAGAGGAGAGAGAAUGGUUCAAACCUAGUACAAAGGCCUACACCAAGUUGAAAGAGAUAGCUUUCUCAAAAAAUAUGAUGAAGGAUAUCAGACAACUGACCCCUAACAGUAUCACCUCUGGAGUUGAAUCAUUUCAUUCAUUACUCAAUCAUAUGGCUCCCAAGAUGUUACACUUCAGCUAUCAUGCUAUUCGUGCUAGGUACCAAAUAGCUAUUAUUCAUCACAAUGAGAAUUCAGCUAGAGUUCAAGCCAAGACCAAAGGUGGUGAUGACAGGUACAACAUUGUCUACCCCAAAUUCAAAAAAGGCAGUCACACACUAUGUAAAGUGUUUGAGAAAGCAACCUAUGGUUAUGUCACUCGACUAAUGAAUGCAGUCCAUAAACAUGUCAUCAAUGACAAUAAAUACUUAGAAGAUCCAUCAAAGCCACCACCUUUGUCAAGCACAGCCAUCAGAAUUUCUAAAGAAGAUGCAGUCAAGCAACACAAGACAAGAUUUAUGAUAAAUGAAACAUCAGUUGAAAAUUAAUCAUACUUUAUACACAGAUAUAUACAGUCAAUUUUGCAAUAAUAUUCUUGUUUUAUGGAAGGUGUGGAAGCUUGAAUCCCUUAUACAUGUUUCCAGCAUCAGGAUAGGUAGCCCUUAUUUUUGAUACGGCACACGAUGGUAUUGGCACCCUAUUACCUUUUCCUAGCUUGCCAUGGAUCCAUUCCGUGAAGCGUCGAUAACUUGUAUACCUAUAUUUUCUGAAAGUAAAUUUAUUUGCCAAGUCAGUGUAUUGCUUAUGUAUCUACAUGUAACUGUUUUGCUGAAAUGACGAGUAUUGUUACAUCUGUGUCAAAGCAAAUAAUUAUGAGCAUUGAAUCUUGAAAUUUAAAUUUUUCAAUAAUCCACAUUUAAUUUUUUUCUCGAUAUACUAUUAAUAAUUAUCCACCUUUCAAUAUUCAGGGCUAAUAUCUUCUAACCUGAAUUGUGAAAAUUACAUUUAUGUACAUAAUUACUCACUCAGGCUGUGAUGAAUCUGGCUCUAUAUAAUCGUCCUUCUUGUAGUAUCUGUAUGACUGUUCCAGAGACCAGGGGUCAAGGCAUAUACCUUCAAAGCCAGGGUGGUUUAAUAUGCAUGUAGGAGGCUCAAUAUUAUUUUCUGAUGCAUGCUCCUCCAGUUUGUCAAAUACUCUAUUUAAUUCUUGGCAGCAACAACAUUCAUCUGGGUCUUCCAUUGCUGCACAAUGGGUACAUGUACACCUGAAAAAUUAUGUGUAUUGUUGUAUACCCUUAUUGAAAUUGAUAUAGUUAACAUAUAUAUGUAUAUUGUCUUUCGUUAUUCUAUUUGGUUGAGAUUUAUUAGUCUUUAAA
This is a messenger RNA of Neoarius graeffei (lesser salmon catfish), 2777 nucleotides long. RefSeq lists its product as uncharacterized. The transcript has 10 exons. Lineage: Eukaryota; Metazoa; Chordata; Actinopteri; Siluriformes; Ariidae. Bases 774 to 1949 code for a protein of 391 amino acids. The record is from RefSeq and is a predicted model, not a curated record.